Messenger RNA from Cololabis saira (Pacific saury), 747 nucleotides. Its product is annotated as homeobox protein vent1-like. The transcript has 3 exons. The record is from RefSeq and is a predicted model, not a curated record. Gene Ontology annotation, biological process: regulation of transcription by RNA polymerase II; cell differentiation. Gene Ontology annotation, cellular component: nucleus. The coding region runs from base 1 to 747 and encodes 248 amino acids. Gene Ontology annotation, molecular function: DNA-binding transcription factor activity, RNA polymerase II-specific; RNA polymerase II cis-regulatory region sequence-specific DNA binding. Lineage: Eukaryota; Metazoa; Chordata; Actinopteri; Beloniformes; Belonidae.
AUGGUCAAGUACUUUUCCGUGGACUGGCUGGCCCAGAGUCACCAGGGCCCUCAGGGCCCCCAGGACCCCCAGGGCCCCGCGGAGGUGCAGGAGCGCAGACCGCACGUCCCCUGCCUGGUGCAGCCGAGCGCGCCCGCGUUUGGGAAAGGUUACCUGCAGCCAAAACCCAAACCGUCCAGGCCUGCGGAACUAGAGGAGAUCCGGGGACCCCAGGACAGUUUCUGCUCAUCUCUAACUCCAGCAAAGUGCUCAUCACCAAUUUCAGAAGUGAGCGGUUAUUCCUCGGGCUACGAGAGCGAAGCUGCUUCCUCGGAGUGUCUGUCCCUGCAGGAGGAAGGAGAAACGGAGAAAGACGGAUCGCGGCGCCGAGUGCGCACAAAGUUCACCCCGCAGCAGAUCAGCAAGCUGGAGAAAAUCUUCUGCAAGCACAAAUACCUGGACGCCGGGGAGAGAGUGAAGACUGCGCAGAGGCUGAACCUCUCAGAAACUCAGGUUCGGACCUGGUUCCAGAACCGCAGGAUGAAGCUGAAGCGGGAGAUGCAGGACUACCUGUCCCCCCAGAUCCCCCCGGCCUUCCAGCCCCUGCACCGGGUCCAGUACCAGGUGGUGCCCGGGCCCGGGCCCCGCUACCCGGACACGGGCCGGGGUCUGUUCCCGCUCCCGCUCCCGCUCCCGCAGCUGCUGCUGCAGCACCAGAUCCCGCUCCACCCGCAGCACGUCCUGAUCCGACACCCGCAUUUCUACUGA